AUGGAACCGUGGCAACUUUCGUACGAGGGUAAGCUGAAAGAGUUGUGUCAGCUUAUUGAAGCUGAUGUGAAAAUUUUGCACAAAACGGAUAAAACUGGUCGCAAUUUGUUGCAUUGGGCAGCAUGCGGUGGUCAUUUAGAACUGUGCAAACUUCUUCUUUCCAAGGGUUUGGACAAAGACUCUCGUGAUGAGUCUCAAUGGACUCCACUGAUGAUCGCCGUGUCCGCAGGUCGGAAUUCUGUGGUCGAAUAUCUUAUCGACGAGGUACAAGCCGAUGUGAAUGUGAUCAAUAGUACCGGUCAGUGUCCGCUCCACUAUGCCGCCUCCAAAAACCGUCUAAAAGUGAGUGAAAAGAAAAUUAUUUGGGUUUACAUGCACAUGCGUAAUGGGUUUUUUAGUUUUUGUGUAGGAUUUCUGAGAGACGGCUAA
Echinostoma caproni is the source of this 429-nucleotide messenger RNA. Lineage: Eukaryota; Metazoa; Platyhelminthes; Trematoda; Plagiorchiida; Echinostomatidae. The record is from the annotation of a GenBank genome assembly.